AGGAUGACUCGUUAUGUACGUUGUAAUGCAAUCUCUUAUUCCGUUGCCAUGGCUACGCUUGUUUAACUGAAGAACGAUCUGACAAAAUGAGUUCAGAUCAGGACACCCACCUGCGGGACCUGUUUCGUCAGUGUGAUGAGGACGACAGUGGCUACAUUGACGCCCACGAGAUGGUCACUUUACUCGGCAAACUUGGGGUUCCUCCCGAUCAGGCGACAGUACAAGUUCCCCUUCUCAUGAGAACACUGGAUGAUGACGGGGACGGACAUGUCUCUUUUGAGGAGUUCAGAGUUGGACUCCAGGACUUCCUGGUGGACCCAGACCAUCCCGAGGACGAAGACGAAGAUGAGUACGAUGAGAUUGAGCAAGAGGUCGCAAUGUUAGCUAAAACACCCAAGAAAUCCUACGGAAGGUCUGACUACGAGGAUUCUGACACUGAGAGGUCACCUCGCAAAAACAAGGCCAGGGAAAAGAAAAAGGAACCUAGUCCAGAUUACAUUGAUGGUAUUGGUCAGUUCGACGGCGACAGCGAAGAGAGACUAGUCUGGCAAAUGUUUAACGAGGUCGCCAGUAGGGAUGAUGGGACAAUCAACAUGGACGAGCUGAACAUUCUGUGUGACAGAAUUGGGAUAGAGGUUUCUAACCAGCAGGAUCUGAUAGAGCUAUUUCAAGAGUUGGACGAGAAUAAGGAUGGUCUGGUAACAUUUGAGGAGUUUCUGAACGGACUCAGAGUGUUCCAGGACCACUUUAAAGAUGGGCAGGAGCAGGGAAUGUUACAGGAGGAGUUUGCAGAUCGCGGGGGAGGGGGAGGCGGUGUGGCUUCAGGGAGAAGAAGUGUCACUAACUUCAGCCCCUUUCCUACCCACAACAUUGCCCCCCUAUUCCCGGAGCUGACUGAUGAGAGUGUAACUAUAGAGCGAGUCCUGGAGGUGUGGGAGGAGAAGGGACUUAAAGACUCCACUGACAGAUCUAUCAUAGAGUUCCUCAAGCGAGUAGACAGUAUGUCGCGUGGUGAGAACCAGAUAAUACCACAAAUACUGUGCUACAACGUGGAGGCGAUACUCACUUCUAACGAGGUGGAGAGCGAUACUCUGCGGGAGUCAGCUAUUGCUGCUUUUAAAUCUGUCAUCACCACUUUACAGUCGAACUUAGCUCAAGUUCAGUACGAUAUGGACGCUCUGAGUGUUGCACUGGAACGCAGAACAGAGGAGCUAGAGAAGAACCUGCACGAGUAUGAGAUAGGGCUAGAUCUGGAGCACAAGAAGAGCGAUGAGAAACUCAGGGUACAGAAGGAGGUAUUCCGACAAGCGAGCCUGCAGCUUGAAAAAGAGGGCGAACUAAAAGUAGAGAAACUAAACAACCAGAUGGAUGGUAUUAUUAAGAGGACUGAUAAGGAAAUAAAGAAUUUGAAGAAUGAGGAAGCGAACUUGAAGAAGAUGAUGGCAGAGCAGAAUGAGGAUAUAAGACUCACAAAGAAGUAUCUACACGAGGCACAGAACGAGCUGAUAAAGUAUGACGAGUUACAGGACGCUUACAAGAUGGUGGUGGAGGAAUACCAGAAACUACACAGGGCAAUGGAGGAGAAACAGAGGCAGCACUGUGAAGAACAGGAGAACAUUGACGAGCUAAAAAGAUACCGGGAGGAGACAUCCGAGGAAAACAAGAGGUUAAGAGAUCAGAUGGACGAGCUCCAUGCUAAGUUCAGUGCGUGUAAGAUGAAGCUUGAGAAGGAAGAGAAGAACGCGAGGAACGCAGCUAAAAGACUUAAAAAGGCUCAACAAAAACUACAGGAUCAAACGGGCGAUUCUCUUGCUGUGGAUAAGAGACACCAAAUGAGACAGAGGAUGUCUGUGGCAGUACCUAUGUUCACUAAAGAGGCUGAUCCUUCCCUCGCUCCGACAAUUGAUACAGAGUUAGAAGACUCGCUGAAUGACGAGAUCCUUGACUCGGAGAGCAACAACGUGUUGGAGCUGCAGGAAGAAGUGUGGAGACUACAGGAGGAACUGGACAAUCAAAAUUUCGAGAUGGAAAGGUACGGGAGAAUACUGAUGAAACAAGAAGAAGCUCUGGAGAAUUACAGGGAAAAAGAGAACAAUGAAAACAGUGAAGAUGCUGCACUGCCCCUAGUUGAAGUGAUGGAUGUUGGUGAGGUUGGUAGUAUGGUACCCGAGCCAGAGGUCACUAUUGUCCAGGAGAGAGUGCUAGAAAGUGCGUUAAAAGGAAAUACAGAUCAACUUGGCCUUGCAAAAGAGACGAUGAAAAGCAAAGAAGAAGAAAUAGAAUCAUUGAUGGCAGAAAAGAUUAAGAAAGAUGAGGAGAUAAAAUAUUUGAUGGAAGAAAAAGAAAAUCUACAAGAGAAGUUAGAAAACAAAAAGGAGGAGGAAGAAAAGAAGAGGAAGGAGGAGGAGGAGGAGAAAAAGAAGAAGGAGGAGGAGGAGGAGGAGGAGAAAAAGAAGAAGGAGGAGGAGGAGGAGGACUCGCUGCAAUCUCAACUAACAUCUUUACAAGAUCAGUGCAGAGCGGAGUGUAAGGAUAACAUUGGUCAGCUAACUGAACAAGUACAGAAGAUUGAACGCGAACGGGCUGUUGAUAUGGAGCAACAUAAAUACAAGGUAUGUGCAACAUAA
Messenger RNA from Bolinopsis microptera, 2627 nucleotides. RefSeq names its product golgin subfamily A member 6-like protein 22. Gene Ontology annotation, cellular component: trans-Golgi network membrane. Bases 87 to 2627 code for a protein of 846 amino acids. NCBI's taxonomy places the organism in Eukaryota, Metazoa, Ctenophora, Tentaculata, Lobata, Bolinopsidae. Gene Ontology annotation, molecular function: calcium ion binding. The record is from RefSeq and is a predicted model, not a curated record. The transcript has 22 exons.